AUGGCCCUCCGUGGAUUCAACACCUCCUCCGACACCAUCACCCUCAAGGGCAACCACAUCCUCUGCAGCCGCUGCAAACGACCCGACGGCUCCUGGGGCUUUUCCGAACUCGAUCUGAAUGAUUGCCUGGGCAACAACAACGGCAAGUUUGUCUGGGGCGGGGGCUCGUUCGCCGACAGCGCGGCGCAGGUCCAUCUUGCGCUGGAGGGAGCGGAUGCGAGACCGAUGCUGCAUGCGCAGCUGAAUGACCGGCAUGGCAGCGUGCAGUCUGCGUCGGUGAAUCUGGCCGAAUGUAUCCAGAAUGAAGCUGGGGGGUUGGAGUAUAUGCAUUGUUGA
Messenger RNA from Aspergillus clavatus NRRL 1, 336 nucleotides. RefSeq names its product CVNH domain-containing protein. Bases 1 to 336 code for a protein of 111 amino acids. The transcript is spliced from 2 exons. NCBI's taxonomy places the organism in Eukaryota, Fungi, Ascomycota, Eurotiomycetes, Eurotiales, Aspergillaceae. The record is from RefSeq and is a predicted model, not a curated record.